Messenger RNA from Camarhynchus parvulus, 360 nucleotides. Its product is annotated as sericin-1-like. The transcript has 2 exons. The coding region runs from base 1 to 360 and encodes 119 amino acids. The record is from RefSeq and is a predicted model, not a curated record. NCBI's taxonomy places the organism in Eukaryota, Metazoa, Chordata, Aves, Passeriformes, Thraupidae.
AUGUGCUCCCGCCAGGACAGGGACCAGUGCCACCAGCAGGAACGCUCCUGCUGCCACAGCGGAUCCGGUUGCCAUGGGAGCAGCAGUGGAUCUGGUUGCCAUGGGAGCAGCGGAUCUGGUUGCCGUGGGAGCAGCGGGGGAUCCGGUUGCCAUGGGAGCAGUGGCGGAUCUGGCUGCCAAAGGAGCAGCGGAUCUGGUUGCCACAGUAGCAGUGGCGGAUCUGGUUGCCAUGGAAGCAGCGGUUCUGGUUGCCAUGGGAGCAGCGGAUCUGGUUGCCAUGGGAGCAGCGGGGGAUCCUGCCAUGGAAAGCCGCAGGAGUGCCAGCAGCAAAUCUACCAAGUGUCCUCAAAUAUGAAGUGA